Juglans microcarpa x Juglans regia is the source of this 1430-nucleotide messenger RNA. RefSeq names its product p21-activated protein kinase-interacting protein 1-like. The transcript has 3 exons. The record is from RefSeq and is a predicted model, not a curated record. NCBI's taxonomy places the organism in Eukaryota, Viridiplantae, Streptophyta, Magnoliopsida, Fagales, Juglandaceae. Gene Ontology annotation, molecular function: protein binding. Bases 147 to 1169 code for a protein of 340 amino acids.
AGAAGAAAAGAAAGACAGCAGAGAAAACUUGUUUUUUUCCGUCUCUUUUUCUCCCCUAAACCCUACUUACUAAAACCUCGUCUUCGUCCAGCUUAGAUUCUUACUUGCACACCGAGAGAGAGUUAGGAGAGACAGAGGAAGCAAGGAUGAGUCUGAUAGCAGGCUCAUACGAAAAAUACAUAUGGGGCUUCAAACUCAAACCCCAUGAAACCCCACACCUGAUCCUGACUCCACUUUUCUCCUACCCAUCCCACCAAUCCUCCAUCACCACCGUCGCCUCCUGCGGCCACUAUGCUGCCUCCGGCGGCUCCGACGACAUUAUCCACCUCUAUGACCUCCCUUCUGCCUCCUACCUCGGCUCCCUCCACGACCACUCCUCCUCCCUCACCUCCCUCUCCUUCGUCUCCCCUCCCAACCUCUCCUUCCCUCGCAACCUCAUCUCCUCUGCCGCCGACGGCUCCGUCUCCAUCUUCGACGCCGACCCUUUCGUCCUUCUAAAGUCCUUCCGCCCCCACAGGAAGGCCGUCAACGAUCUCUCCGUCCACCCCUCUGGAAAGCUGGCUUUGACAGUUGGCCGCGAUGAAUGCUUGGCCAUGCUCAACUUGGUGAGGGGGAGGAGGAGCUUUUGUUGCAGGCUGGGGAGGGAAGCGAGCAUGGUGAAGUUCGAUUUGGGUGGGGACAGGUUUUUCAUGGUUGUGGAGGACAAGAUUGGAGUGCACGAGGCGGAGGAUGCCAAAUUGCUAUGUGAGUUAGAGAACCCCAAACAAAAGCGCGUUCUUUGCGUCACGCCCGGCGAGAAUGGAGUUCUAUAUACUGGCGGUGAGGACCGGAAUAUUACAGCAUGGGACACAAAAAGCGGGAAGGUUGCAUAUUGCAUUGAAGAUGCUCAUUCUUCUCGUUUGAAAGGUGUUGUUGUGCUCACAAGGAAUGAUGGUACUGCUUCUGUUGAUGAUCCGUAUUUAGUUGCAUCUGCAUCGUCGGAUGGUGUUAUACGCGUCUGGGAUGUUCGCAUGGUCAUUAAGGAAAAGCCAAAUCCGUUGGCCGAAGCUAAUACAAAGUCUAGGCUAACUUGUCUUGCUGGAUCAUCUCUCAAAUCUUUCAAACAACCAGGACCUGGAAGCAAGAGUAUUCAGAAAGAAGAGUUGGAUGCAGAGAUGGAAGGUUCAUAGCAUUAAUAACACGAUGAUGAAACUGCCUGGUUGAAUUGCUUUUGGGUUCUCGUUAUGAAAUUUAUUGUGUUCUGUCAACCCAAAUGAUGGGCUCAACCGGUCCAACUGAUAAGUUUUGACAUUUGCGAUACCUGCUUAUAUUAAUUUAAUUCAAAUUAAUCCAAGUUAUUGAAUGGAAAGUAAUAUAUGUAAUUGCUUAACAUUUUUGGAUUGUACUUUGGGCAUCUGCUAUUGUGUACUUCAUGGGGCCUGUUUUUAUGA